Messenger RNA from Saccostrea cuccullata (small rock oyster), 580 nucleotides. RefSeq lists its product as uncharacterized. The record is from RefSeq and is a predicted model, not a curated record. Lineage: Eukaryota; Metazoa; Mollusca; Bivalvia; Ostreida; Ostreidae. Bases 50 to 580 code for a protein of 176 amino acids. The transcript has 3 exons.
AUUAAAACUAUAAAGUCGUCCAUUCUUUCUUACAAUAUUCACUUUCAAAAUGAAAAGCUACUGGUUAAUUGUAUGGUUUGUGUUUCUAUUAACUCCUGCUCUCUCAUCAGGAGAAACCCAGAAUUCCCGACUGACUGGAUAUGUCAUCACGUCACUCAGUCCCAUUGGAUUCCGCGGUUGUUCUAAGGAAUGUAAUUCUUACUCAGAUUGUAAAUCAUUUAAUUUCAACCGAGUCCAUUUAUUCUGUGAAUUAUCUUAUAAAUCACGUGGUGAGUCUGAGUCAAAUUUAGUGGAGGAUAAAGGUUUUGUUUAUGUGGAAAAAACGGAGCAACAGGAAAAUUCGUCUGCAUGCAAGGGCAGUGGAAGAAGAUGUAUAUCCCUCCACAACAACGAUCGCUCUAAACCCAGUAUCAAAGUCAACGACAACCAUAACCAAACAUCAAUUGUUUCCAAUUGCGUGAACAUGGAAAAAAGAAAUGCAUCUUCUGGUUUAAAUUCUACACUUGUUGGUUCCACAAUAGUCUUGCAGGAGGAAGACGGCAAUGAAAAUGACUUUAGCAACUAUUCAAUUUUAAUGUGA